AUGGAAACAAAAAAUGUAAACCUUCCUGAAGACACUACCAGUUACUAUAAGAAUGACGAAGAAGAAAAUGAACUCGACGAACUUGAUUUCAUGACUGAGCUUGAAAAAUUACGUCCUUUGAUGGAAGGGAAGAUCAUUAACACAGAAGGUGACAUUGUAAAUGUGGAAAUAGAAGAAGAAAACGAGGGAAAGGAAGAAAACAAUGGGGAGGUCGAAGAAGAGUACGAAUUGGAUAAUCUUGACUUUAUGGCGGAGCUUGAAAAGUUACGUCCAUUAAUGGAUGGGAAGAUUAUCAGUUUGGAUGGUGAUAUUAUAGAUAUAUCUAAUAAAUAA
Molecule: messenger RNA, 333 nt
Organism: Blepharisma stoltei
Lineage: Eukaryota; Ciliophora; Heterotrichea; Heterotrichida; Blepharismidae
Source: the annotation of a GenBank genome assembly